AUGCGACAAAAAGGUAUCUUGCUCGAGUACACAAGUGCUUAUAGUCCAUCUCAAAAUGGAAAAAGCGAGCGUAUGAAUCAAACAUUACAGAAUAAGAAAAUGGAGAAGACGUUGAGGAAAGACGUGCGAGAGAAACGCCUCCAGGUGGAGGUGAUGAAAAAUAAAGGAAUCAAAGUUGCUCUAUACCGGGUGUCCAUAAAAACCCUCCCAGCUAUAAAGGCAGCCAUCGCCCCAGCCUCUAGUCCUGCCGGAGGACAUGCCCCGCCGCGAAGUCUUAGAAGACUUCCAAGUUGUGCACGUCACCCGCCGCCCGAUAGUCGCAUAAAAGAGGCGCCCUUCCUUGCAUUACCAGAACCUGCCAGUAGGGGUCGCUUAGAACUGUUUCUGUGCGGAGUGCCGAAAUUAAGCACUCCAGUCCGCCGACCGCCGGAGCUUAGUCAUAGAUUCCAUCAUGAUAGCGAUGGCUGUUCUUCCGUCCUGACUUACCCUCAUAGCCCCUCACCGCAGCAGCAGAAGAGCCUGCACCUACAGUGCCAACAGCAGAUCAACGGGAAGUUUUUUACUGCCAAGACCACUAUGAAAAAAACGACUCCGGCCGAGAUGAAAAGAUUUUUCGGCUUGCUAAUGUACAUGGGACUGGUGAAGAUGCCAUCAAUACCAUGCUACUGGGCUAGAGAUGAUCUUUACAAGAAUAACAUCGCUCCCUCUGCCAUGUCCAGGAAUCGGUUUGAGCUACUCCUCUCGAUGGUGCAUUUUGCUGAUAACCGCGACAAUCCGACGGGAAGCCGCCUCCAUAAAAUUCAGCCUCUAGUUGAUAAGCUUGCAAACAAUUUCAUAUAUCUCUAUACACCCAGAGAACUUUCCUGUAUUGAUGAGACCCUAGUUCCAUUUCGCGGUCGGCUGCUAUGGACCACUAGACUCGGUACGAAUUUGAGCUAUCCCAAGAAUAAAAGGCAUAACCAACUGCAAAUUUAUGGGGGCAAGAACGGCGACGUUCGCACCACACCUGCCUCCGUAGUUAUGUCCUUGGCAGAGCCUAUUCUUGAUUCAGGGAGAACCCUUUGUAUCGAUGACUGGUACACGAGCAUGGACCUCGCACUGAAAUUGAUUGCCAGAAAAACUCAUGUGGUCGGUACAUCGGGCAAAAAUCGCAGCGAAGUUCCAAAGGACGUCACAAAAAAAACAAACAUGAAGCGUGGGGACGUCGCAGCAAAAGAAAGUAAAGAAGGCAUCACCGUUUUGAAUUGGAAGGAUACGAGAAACGUUCUCAUGUUGAGUUCAAAACACACUGAUGAAAUGGUUACAAUCCAAAAUAAGAAAGGUGAAGACGUCAAAAAACCAGCAGCGGUAAUCGAGUACAAUAGCGGAAAAGGUGCAGUCGAUUUAUCUGAUCAAAUGGCCGCAUAUUCAUCCCCUCUCCGGAAAUCGGUGAAGUGGUAUCGAAAGUUGGGGAUUGAGCUGUUGUUGUCUACUUCGGUAGUAAAUGCGUACGUGUUAUUCCACGAAAUCGUAGGGAGAAACGUGAAAAUUCAGCAAUUCCGAGAAAACAUUGCGAAAGCUCUUUUGGACAGCAAGGAUCAGGAGGAGGAAGCUGCUGCGGCACCCGCUGACGAAGUUAUCAACCGCCCUAGAAGAGUAAGACAUGAGCUCAAGCGACGUGGAGUGGGAGAUAAGUCAAGGAAAUAUUGUAAACGAUGCUAUGAAACAGCUGCCAGGCAGAAUAAGAAAGCGAGAAACGCUAAAAAAGUGCAUACAUAUUGUGGUGACUGCGCUGGAGAGCCAGCUUAUUGCCUCCCUUGCUUCAAUACCGUGCACCGCAAUUUGGGUGCAUGAAAAUAAACUGAGAUUUGGCAACAUGUGCAAUUUUUCUUUUUAAAAUAACAGGAAUUAUAUUUCAAAACUUGCACUUACAAUGUUCUUAUAUACUUACAAUUUAAA
Molecule: messenger RNA, 1938 nt
Organism: Bemisia tabaci
Lineage: Eukaryota; Metazoa; Arthropoda; Insecta; Hemiptera; Aleyrodidae
Source: RefSeq, a predicted model, not a curated record